Molecule: messenger RNA, 801 nt
Organism: Equus quagga
Lineage: Eukaryota; Metazoa; Chordata; Mammalia; Perissodactyla; Equidae
Gene: POLR3K
Product: RNA polymerase III subunit K
Exons: 3
Coding region: 43-369 (108 amino acids)
Biological process (GO): termination of RNA polymerase III transcription; DNA-templated transcription
Cellular component (GO): RNA polymerase III complex
Molecular function (GO): zinc ion binding; DNA-directed RNA polymerase activity; nucleic acid binding
Source: RefSeq, a predicted model, not a curated record
CGCGCGGCGCGGGGGCUGCCGGGAGCCGGGGCGGCCGCGGCCAUGCUGCUCUUCUGCCCGGGCUGCGGGAACGGGCUCAUCGUUGAGGAGGGGCAGCGCUGCCACCGCUUCGCCUGCAACACGUGCCCCUACGUGCACAACAUCACCCGCAAGGUAACAAAUCGGAAGUACCCGAAGCUGAAGGAAGUGGAUGAUGUGCUUGGUGGAGCAGCUGCCUGGGAGAACGUCGACUCUACUGCAGAGCCGUGUCCCAAAUGCGAACAUCCUCGAGCCUAUUUCAUGCAGCUGCAGACCCGCUCUGCUGACGAGCCGAUGACCACUUUCUACAAGUGCUGCAGUGCCCAGUGUGGGCACCGCUGGAGGGACUAGGCUGGGCUGGUCCCGCUGCAGCAGGGUCUGCUCACCCGUCCCCAGGAUCCCAUCCAGGAGUGUGAACUGUGUGUCCUGAGGGUCUUUGCUGGUGUGGCGGAAAGCUAACCCUUUCGGGGGGGCCGACCCAGGGUGUCAGGAAAUGCAGCCCGUCUGCCAAGCAGGCGUGAACUCAUUACUGUCCUGGGGCUUUCGUGUGUGGGGAGGAUGUCCCUAACUGAGUGCACUUUGCUGAAGAUCCUGUUCGUUCAUCCUUUUUAUUUGUCAACAUUCACCAUCCAAACAACACUCUUAAAUAGCUACACUGUUUGCACAACUAAGAAAGGAAAACAUUAAUUUAGUUCACCAGAUGUCGCUAAAUAUUUAACUGUUAAAUGCAAACUUAUUUAAUCAAAGUUUAUUCUGAAUAUUUGAUUAAAAUGAAAAGUCUAA